UUUUGUGUCAAAGAAAUCAAUACCAAUAAUAAUAAUAAUUAGUUGUUACAUAUAUUUAUAUAAGUUAGAAUGGGAUCCAAAGUAAUAGUAAUAUUCAUUAUUCUCUUGGUGCUGGCAAUUUCAGUUUAUGGUACUAACAAUGAUGGCUCGUUCUCUAGACAGAAGAUUUUGGAGGUUGAGAGAAAAUUACAACAUCUUAGAAAACAUUCAUUAAAAACCAUUCUGAGUGAAGAUGGGGAUACUAUUGAUUGCAUCGACAUUAACAAGCAGCCUGCCUUUGAUCAUCCCGCCUUGAAAGAUCACAAAAUUCAGAUGGCUCCAAGUUACACUUCAGCUAAGAAGGGCACAACCGAAGUUACCAAAACAAAUGAGAAAUUAACUUCCCAACAAGUAUGGCGAAAAAGUGGAAGCUGUCCAAAGGGAACAAUACCUGUUCGAAGAAUACGAAAGAGAGAGCUUCUCAAGGCUCACUCAAUUGAUGAAUAUGGAAGGAAGAAACCAAGUAUCUUAAACAGAAAAGUCAGUGAUAAGCUGAAUCAAAAUGUUGAUUCCUUUGUACAACAACAAAAUCACUCGAAGGCAAUAGUCUUCGCAUAUGGAUUCAGGUACGUGGGAGGUAAAGGAGAUAUUCGAGUUGCCUAUCCUUUUGUUGAAAAGGAUGAUGAAUACAGCACUGCUCAGGUCUCUCUCAUAAAUGGAUCUUACGAUUAUUACGAGCUUGUUGAAUCCGGAUGGGCGGUCAAUCCCAGUGUAUACGGAGAUAGGAACACCCGGUUAUUCGUAUAUUGGACGGCUGAUGGUUCACAUAGAACAGGUUGCUUUGAUCUGACUUGUCCUGGGUUUAUUCAAACUAACAGUGAAAUUGCCUUAGGUGCUACAAUUUAUCCAAUUCCAAUUCCUGGUGGUCUUCCAUACCAAAUAACUAUUUACAUCCAGAAGGACGAAAUGACUAAUAAUUGGUGGGUGCAAUAUGGUGAAGAGAAGACCAACAUAGGUUAUUGGCCAACUGAGCUAUUCAUGGGAAUGCGCUCCAAUGCCGAAUCAGUGGAGUGGGGUGGUGAAGUUUACAGCACAGCUGUUGGACAUACUCCUCAUACAAAAACACAAAUGGGUAGCGGUUUUUAUGGUUCGUGGGGGUAUCCAGUUGCGGCUUCCAUAUUAGGGAUGAGAGUUCACGAUAAUUAUCCGAUGUGGAAGAUUCCAGAAUGGGUUGAUAAAUUCUCCGAUGAAUAUAACUGUUAUAACGUUGAAUAUAUAGCAGAUUAUGUUGAUGAUCCACUAUUCUAUUAUGGAGGACCUGGUAGAAAUAUUAGGUGCCCUUAAUGACAUUUAGAAAAAUUAUGAACUACAAUAAGGAGAAGACUAUUGCUAGCUACCACUAUUUCUUUGCAAUUUUAUGUUUCCACUGG
Trifolium pratense (red clover) is the source of this 1409-nucleotide messenger RNA. RefSeq lists its product as uncharacterized. The transcript has 7 exons. Lineage: Eukaryota; Viridiplantae; Streptophyta; Magnoliopsida; Fabales; Fabaceae. Bases 70 to 1323 code for a protein of 417 amino acids. The record is from RefSeq and is a predicted model, not a curated record.